CGCCCGAGUGGCUCCUUCCUUCCUGCUUUACGAGGGACUGUAUUCACCCCAGAUUGCGUGUCUGGUUACCGCAUUCAGCUGUAUAAUUAUAAGAAGCUUGACGCACCUCUGUUGCGGUUUCAGACGUGAUACUGCCAUGGCCGGUGUACAGAAGUUGAUGUGGGUUGCAUUCCUUCUGCAUUCUGGAGCCGCUGCUGUUGGCGGUGAGCGUGGUGAUCUCGACUCUUGUGAACCUUGCACAUGCUCACAUACGCACGUGAACUGUUCCUCACGACACCUAACCACCGUCCCGAAAACCCUGCCUAAAGGAAUCCAAACUCUAGAUCUCGCUCACAACUCAAUUCAUGAGCUGAUAAAGACAUCCUUUGAUUCCUACGGAGACCUUACAGCACUGAAUAUAUCAUACAACAAGCUUAGAUUCCUGGACCGAGAUGUCUUCCAGCACUUGAUACGUCUGCAGACAUUGGACCUUCAACAUAACCAGAUGCCAUUGUCGGAUCGAUCCUAUCCUGUAGGACUCUUCAGGAAUCAGAAGAUGUUACGACAAUUGUUUCUCCAAAGUAACACUGACUGCAACAGCGGCUACAAUUAUCCUGACACCGUGUUCAGUGACCUUACCAACUUAACGGAACUACACAUCGAUGGUUUGCAAAACUUCGUAUUUGGGAAAGGCUUCAAGAAUCUCACAAAACUCACGUCACUACUUCUGGAGGGAACAUGUGAUAUUGGCACAGUCCGAAAUGACAGUUUUACCUACUUGCCGAGUGUGCAAAGUCUUUCUCUUGUGAAUUGUGGAAUCAUCUACGUAGAACACUCUUCGUUCUCGCCCUUAAGCAAUAACAUACGUUAUUUAGAUGUUUCUGACAAUGUGGACCUUGGACUGAUUCGUUUUGGUCAAGCAAUGUAUGGACUUAGAAACAAAACGGUUAGGAUUCUGAAGGCAAAUCGGCUACACAGGCAUCGUGGAACAGGAAUUGCCCUGGAGUGCAAAGACUUUGCUUCUCUUAAAUACAUAACAUUAGAAGAACUGCACAUCGAUGACAAUCGCAUAGAAGUACUUGACAUGGGUAUAACUGGGCUUCUUUCUCAUCUAAAGAGACUUUCAGGAAGAAAGAAUUUAUACUUGUUUGGUCCAUAUGUUCUUACGGGUCAGGCACUGACAAAGAUUGAAUGGGCAGACCUUUCAGGACAAGGAGCUUCAACAGCUGAUCUGUUCCGUCGGAAUGCAAACAACAUGCAUCUACAAAAGUUAAGAACAGAGCCAACUUGUUUUACUUCGGAUGAGAUAGAACAAAUUUCGGGUAUUUCACAUGAAACUGUUGCCCAUGUAGCCAGGAAACGGUGGGAUUCUAUCCCGAAUUUGAUCCAAUCAGGCUGUCUAUUUCAUCUACCUCAGAAGCUUACAUUUGCCAAUUUCAGCAGGUCCAAAUUCAACCUCCAUAUCAGGAACGUACGAUUUUGCAAUUCCAACUUAACUAAACUUGAUCUGUCUCAUAAUCUAUUUACAAAAUGGGAAGGACCAAUUAGAGGUUUUGGAAGCCUUGAAUACUUAGAUCUCUCUCACAAUUUCUGUGACUAUGUAAAUAAUUCACUUUUUAAAAGCGUCAGCAGGCUGAAAACGCUGAAACUGGGGACAAAUUUUCUUGGUUUUCCAAUGAAGGAUCUACAGUUUAACCUUAGUACUUUAGAGCAUCUAGAUUUGACAGAUAACAAAAUCCAGGAUCUGACAAUUUCUAAUUUCAUUUUACUAAGGUCCCUCAAGUAUUUAGACCUUAGUUACAACGAUCUUGUAUCAUGGAAUGCUACCAUUGAAAAUAUGCAUAAUUUAACGACCCUGAAUAUCUCACACAACUUAUUUGUUGACUUUCCAAUAAGUUUGGCAUCGCAAAUUGAUCAGCUGAACAGCAAGCACCUGAGGGUUGAUUUUCAAGGUAAUUCCUUGCAAUGUAACUGUCUCACUUUAAAGUCACUGCAAUGGAUAAAUAAGAAUUCAAAUAGGUUUGUUAACAUGCAAGGUUUGGAAUGCACAUUCAAUGAUAAGAAUAUAAAUCUAACGAACAUUCGUAACAUCGUCCUUCAACUUGAAAAAACAUGUGCUUCAUAUGUAGGAUUAAUGAUAGGAAUCCUCACCAUUGUCAUGUUAGUAAUGGCUCUAUCGAUAGCAGGCGUUUUGUUCAGAUACAGGUGGAAGCUCAGGUAUCUGUACUACGUGAUGAGAAAUCGACAUCGCGGGUACCUCCCCGCUCAGGAUGUCGACCACGAAUUCGAAUUUGAUGCCUUCAUUUCGUAUGCUGAUGAGGACCGCGGAUUCGUUGUAAGGGAAAUGCGGGAGGUGCUUGAAGACCAGGACGACAUGAGUCUGUGUAUCCAUCACAGAGACUUCCUCCCAGGAGAAGCCAUUGCUGCUAACAUCCUGAAAGCCAUCAGUACCAGCAGAAAGACCGUGGUGAUCCUAACCAGGAACUUUCUGAAGAGCCACUGGUGUAGAUACGAACUGGAGAUGGCCAAGAUGGAAAGUAUCUACGCUGGGCGGAACACCUUGUUGAUUGUGUUGAUGGAGGAUAUUCCUGUGAAGGAUCUUCCCGUGGAUAUAGUGGAGGUGAUGAGGAAGGACUCUUAUGUCGAGUUCACAGAUGACACGGAAGGGAGGGAUGUAUUUUGGCAUAGCUUGAAAAGGGGGCUCAGAGCGUGAAGAUUGGUCACUGGAAUACUGAUAGUGCUGGUACAGAAGUGGAGUGCACAUUUUCCAAGACGGUUAAACAAUCAUUGCUCCAAUAUGGUAGUACAAUUCUAUUUUAACGAGAAGGGAUAUUCACGUUUUAUGUAACAUCCUGAUACGAUGCAAUGCAGUGCUUUCGGUGUCAGUAAAUGUAAAAUCAAGA
This is a messenger RNA of Haliotis rubra (blacklip abalone), 2882 nucleotides long. Its product is annotated as toll-like receptor 4. Gene Ontology annotation, biological process: toll-like receptor signaling pathway; immune response. Gene Ontology annotation, cellular component: membrane. NCBI's taxonomy places the organism in Eukaryota, Metazoa, Mollusca, Gastropoda, Lepetellida, Haliotidae. The record is from RefSeq and is a predicted model, not a curated record. Gene Ontology annotation, molecular function: protein binding; transmembrane signaling receptor activity. The transcript has 2 exons. The coding region runs from base 137 to 2692 and encodes 851 amino acids.